Molecule: messenger RNA, 2445 nt
Organism: Lentinula edodes (shiitake mushroom)
Lineage: Eukaryota; Fungi; Basidiomycota; Agaricomycetes; Agaricales; Omphalotaceae
Product: Metallo-peptidase family M12-domain-containing protein
Exons: 16
Coding region: 1-2445 (814 amino acids)
Biological process (GO): proteolysis
Molecular function (GO): metalloendopeptidase activity
Source: RefSeq, a predicted model, not a curated record
AUGUCAUUUGUUCUUAAACUUUAUGCGCUGGCCGUUGUGUUCUUGCUUUCUGUAGUGGACUUAACGUCUGCUUCUAGCAAGCGCGCCGGUCGGUUAAAGCGUCUAGCCCAUCCUUCUACUCUAUCUCUUGAAAUCCUACCACGACACCAGCAUUAUUCUUCGCCUAUACCAUUAAGUUCCUACGACAAACGACAGCUACUCACUCCCCACUCACACACUCUGCACUAUAGUGAUUCGUUUCGCUUGAUUAUUUUUGCCUUUGAUGAGGCCUUCCAUCUUCAUUUGCGGCCCAAUGACCACCUUGUACAUCCGGCAGCCAGGAUCACAUAUCAUACCGUUGAUUCUGAGGGACGUUCGUCGGUCACACACACAGAGCCUCUCCUCCGCGAGAGCGUCAGGGCGUACUGGGGAGAGGUUAUCGACGGAGAUGAAUCAAACGCAAGACUUAGAGAGGAUGCCGCUGGUGUUUUGCCGCGCCCUUCUCGCUCCCCGUCCGAACUGGGCUGGGCACGAAUCAUGGUUCACCACGAGGGCAACUUAGAGGAAGGUGUCGCACCCGUAUAUGAAGGCGCUUUCUCUUACAAAGGAGUUGUCCACCAUAUCAUGACCAAAGAUAAUUAUGUUCGCAACAAGCACCAUCUUGAUCCUGAAAUUCUAGUCGACACGGUUGAUUCAAACCUGGUUGUCUGGCGUGACUCUGAUCUCACACCACAUGAAGAAGAUCGGUUUUCUCCUGCAAUGUGUGGGCAUGACGACCUUCUGUUCAAUACAGAUCCGGCUUUAAACCCCGUACUGCGGAAACCUUUCACUGAACAGUCUAUCUCACUCGGUCCUUUUGGCAACAUCUCCUUGUCCCGCAGAGACGAUGUUGCCGGAAGCGGUUCUUCAUACAACUUUGAGGGUACUAUCGGAAACACCGCAGGUUGUCCGACCACCCAGAAACUGCUUUACAUGGGUGUUGCCGCGGACUGUAAAUAUGUCUCAAACUACGGCGGAAGUAUGAAUGCAACAACCCAGAUUCUCAUGAACUGGAAUUCGGCGAGUGCUCUCUAUAAGAGCACUUUCAAUGUCAGUCUUGGAAUUGUUGAAGUUCAAGUUCAAAAUGAAACGUGCCCAACCACUGCCGAUCCCACUAUUCCGUGGAAUGUCGACUGUUCCAAUGUUGAUCUGAACAACCGGCUCUCACUUUUCUCCGACUGGAGGGGACAAAGGGGAAACGAUAGUAUCGGACUGUGGCAUCUCAUGAGCGGCUGUCCCACUGGAACCGAAGUUGGUAUAGCUUGGCUCGGUACAUUAUGCCAAACGGAUGCCUCCGGUACUACUGGCUCUAUUUCCUCUGGUACUGGCGUUUCCACCAAUGGUUUAACGGAAUGGCAGGUUGUCGCGCAUGAGAUUGGACAUAAUUUCGGUGCCAUUCACGACUGCACUGAUGGUUGUAAUUCGACCACUGUUUGUUGUCCUCUGAGUUCCUCAACUUGUAACGCCGGCUCGCAGUUUAUCAUGAACCCCGUAUCAGCGUCAAGCGAAAAAACCUUCAGUCUUUGCAGUCUCGGUAAUAUUUGCUCCCUAAUGAGUGGCACUAGUUCCGGCGGCAAGACCGAUGCUUCGUGCCUGGUAGAUGCGUCCUCCAAUACUCGUUCGCUUCUUUCUCUUCAGAUGUGUGGAAAUGGAAUUGUCGAGGACGGCGAAGAUUGUGAUCCUGGUAAUGGUGUAACAUCCUCAUGCUGUGAUUCUUCGACUUGUAAAUUCACAAGCGGUUCUCAAUGCGACCCUUCUUCCAGCGCGUGUUGUACAUCUCAGUGUAGUUUUUCUCCUUCUACCCAAGUCUGUAGGCCUUCAAAGAAUGCUACUUGUGAUCCAGCGGAGUUUUGUACUGGGUCUUCAUCAGCUUGUCCUGCAGAUGUCGUCGCGUCUAAUGGUAUGUCGUGCGGGUCGAAUGGGCUAGCUUGCGCUUCUGGUCAAUGCACUUCCGUAUCGCUACAAUGCCAAAGUGUCGGCGCCAGUAUGGGACUUACUACCGGCUGCUCCAACCACCAGAAUACAUGUCAAAUUACCUGCCAGGACCCUAAUAACUCCAACUCGUGUAUUCAACUGGCAUCACUCUUGGUUGAUGGAUCACCGUGUGGAUACGGAGGCACUUGUUCGUCUGGAGCCUGUCGGCCGGGUAGUAUUCUUGACAUUGUCAAGGCCUGGUACUCUGCUAAUCUGCAGAUCGCCAUUCCAGUGACUGUGGUUGGUGGAAUUGUGAUACUCCUGCUUCUAUAUGUCUCAAUCACUGGUGAGUAUCAUUCAUAUCAUAGUGCUUCUACUGCUCUCAGGGUUCCUUCGGUGCGAGGGCCACCGCCGAUUGAUAGAGAAAACGCAUGGCGACCCAUUAAUCGUGCUUCAGGCAACCGUUCAACGUGGGUAGACCCGACUCAGUAUAACGGGCAUCUUGAUAGAUAG